Molecule: messenger RNA, 643 nt
Organism: Penaeus monodon (black tiger shrimp)
Lineage: Eukaryota; Metazoa; Arthropoda; Malacostraca; Decapoda; Penaeidae
Product: protein IWS1 homolog
Exons: 4
Coding region: 212-643 (143 amino acids)
Biological process (GO): poly(A)+ mRNA export from nucleus
Cellular component (GO): nucleus
Source: RefSeq, a predicted model, not a curated record
UUCCUGUUACCUGUAGAAAAACGUUGCAAAGAAGGCUAAAGUGAGUGAGAAUGAUGAGGCCGGCAGUAGGGCAGGAAGCCCGGCACCCAACAGAGAGCCAGAAGGCGAACAGAAUGCUGAGGCACUGCCUCAGCUGUCAGACAGUGAGGAUGAGGCCAUUCGGAAUCAGCUGAGAAACCAGGAGGAGGAAUUCGUCAAUGAUUUCGAGGCCAUGUUGGCCAAGAAGAAGGAGGAGGCAGGAAGGCACAGGAGAAGAAAAAAUAAUGUAGACAUUAUCAAUGACAAUGAGGAACACAUAGCCAUUAUUGUUAGCAAGAUGCGAGAAGCCGCUGACGAGGACCGGCAGCUGAAUGCCAAGCGGCUGCCAGCAACCAAGAAAUCUGCAAUGCUGGAGCUUGCCAUGAGUCAGAUAAAUAAACAGAACCUGAUUGAGGGCUUUUUAGAUGCCAACGUGCUCUCAGCCCUGACAGACUGGUUGGCUCCCAUGCCAGACCGGUCACUUCCUGCUGUCAAGAUCAGGGAAGCUGUCACUAAGUGGUUGCUUUCGGUAUGUAACAGAUGGAAGACAUACUUGUGUACAAAUCCAACCUGUGACAGAGAGAAUAGCAUGACCCUUGCCCAGUGCAAUGUGCAAAGGCUAUGA